CUCACCGCUGCCCGUCAUGGAUUGGACGACGAUCGAGAGCGACCCCGGGGUCUUCACCGAGCUCAUCCAGGAGAUGGGGGUGAAGGGCGUGCAGGUCGAGGAGCUGUACGCGCUCGACGAGGACCUGCUCAAGUCCAUGGCUCCCGUGUACGGCCUCAUCUUCCUGUUCAAAUGGCGCAGCGGCGAUCCCCCGAGCGCGCCGGUGGAGACGGACGCGAACGCGAACGGCGUCUUCUUCGCGAGCCAGGUCAUCACGAACGCGUGCGCGACGCAGGCGAUCCUGUCCAUCCUGAUGAACUGCCCGCCGAGCGUCACGCUCGGCGCGGAGCUCGCGAACAUGAAGGAGUUCACCGCGGAGUUCGACGCGGACUUGAAAGGGCUCGCCAUCUCGAACAGCGAGACGAUUCGCAAGGCGCACAACUCGUUCGCGCGCCCGGAGCCCAUCAUGGAGCCUGAGAGGGAGGCGAAAAAAGACGACGACGUGUUUCACUUCAUCGCGUACAUGCCCGUGAACGGCGUCUUGUACGAGCUCGACGGCCUGAAGAAAGGGCCGAUAUCGCACGGCGCGUGCACGGACGACGAUUGGAUGGGGAAGGCGUGCCCGGUGAUUCAGUCCCGGAUCGAAAAGUACGCCUCGAGCGAGAUUCGAUUCAAUCUCAUGGCGUUGAUCAAGAGCAAGCGAGACGCGCUGGAGGAACGCGCUCAGACCUUGGAGGGACGGAAGCAGCGGUGUCUCAGCGCGUUAGGCGGCGGCGGCGGCGGGGGCGGCGGCGAGGGGAUGGACGUCGACGACCCGGACGGCCCGCUGCCGGUCGGGGACGACGCGCUGAACGCGGAGGUGGCGAGGAUAGAAGUCGAGAUCGCGCGAUCGAGAGGGGAGGUGGAGGCGGAGCUGGAGCGGCGGGGGCGGUGGCGGGACGAGAACAUCCGUCGGAAGCACAACUACAUCCCGUUCAUCUUUAACUUUCUCAAGGUGCUCGCGGAGAAGAAGAAGCUGGAGCCGCUCAUCGAGAAGGCGCGGGGUAAGGGCGCGUGAGAGAGAGAACGAGUUGAGCGAGCGCGCUAAAAAGCGAGUCGUCGUUUUAACGCGACGACGAUUCCUUCCUUCC
Micromonas pusilla CCMP1545 is the source of this 1109-nucleotide messenger RNA. RefSeq lists its product as uncharacterized. The transcript has 2 exons. Gene Ontology annotation, molecular function: cysteine-type deubiquitinase activity. NCBI's taxonomy places the organism in Eukaryota, Viridiplantae, Chlorophyta, Mamiellophyceae, Mamiellales, Mamiellaceae. The coding region runs from base 17 to 1036 and encodes 339 amino acids. Gene Ontology annotation, cellular component: cytoplasm. Gene Ontology annotation, biological process: protein deubiquitination; ubiquitin-dependent protein catabolic process. The record is from RefSeq and is a predicted model, not a curated record.